This is a messenger RNA of Caenorhabditis angaria, 1164 nucleotides long. Lineage: Eukaryota; Metazoa; Nematoda; Chromadorea; Rhabditida; Rhabditidae. The record is from the annotation of a GenBank genome assembly.
AUGAGCCGCAAAAGACGUUUGGAAGUUAUUGUUGAAGAGGAAGAGGAAGAAGAAACAUCCGAGGAAAAGGAAAAACAGGGAAAACCAUUCAAGAAACCAAAAGUGGAAGAUGAAUCGAAGGAAUCAACAUCAGAAAAUGUUCAAGGUAUGUUUUUAUCGGGUCAAACGUAUUGAGGACGAAGAUAGCUGUAGUAAACAGGGUAACUAGAAGUUAUGAUUCUUUGAGUUGUGUAAAACAUUUUUACUGGGUAGAUCUUAUGUGAGGGGUUUUGUAUAAUUCAGAUAUACUCGUGUUUUGUUCUGAUAAUUGUGUUUGUACAAUAUUUCCUAUAUUUUUAUCACACAAAUAACUUACAUUUUCAAAAUAUGAUUCAAAUAGUAAAAUAAUUCAACAAAAUUUAAAUCUGAAGAGGUUAUCUGAAUGAGCUUGGUUAACCUAAUAACAAUUUUUGAAAGUCUUGAACUCGAAAAUAACUCAGGCAAAAAUCAAAUGUUAAAAAAAUUAAAAUUACUUGAUGUAACUGGUUCAAAACAUAACAUCAUAAAUUUUAUUUUUUCGGAAGAUCAGGUAAAUAUUAUCAGUUCAUUUAUUUGAAUCAGAAGCUUCCAAAUUUUUUUCGAUAAUUUGUUUAGAAUAAACUUACGAGUUUUUCCUGUCUUUAGAGAUCAACAUCAUAAAAAUGAAAAUCAGCACAAUAAUUUUUGAUUUCAUUAGUCUUGAGAAAAUUUUAACUAUGCUCAUUCUUUGUACUUCUAAAAAAUUGAGAGCUAUAAUUUGUAGACUACAAAAACAAUUUUGUUAUUUUAUUCCAGAAUCACCCGCAAUCAAAAGAAGAAAAAUAAUCAAGAAACCGGAGAGGAAAGCGGAUUCGAGCUCAAAAUUACUCCCGUCUCAUAUUCAAGUCGAUUUCGAUGCAACUCGGGGUCAUGGUCUUAAAGCAACAAAUGAAAAUCCAGCUGUAAAAGAAGGAGAUAAAGUAUUCGAAUUUACACGAAAACAUGAUCCAGCUAAUCAAAUGUCGAAUGUGCUCGAUAACUUGUCAUUUUCCAAAGAAUCAAGUAAGCAUUUCUUAUAUUAAUAUUAUUUUUUUCUAUUUGUUACCCAUAUUUUUUCUAGCAUCUGAUUCACCGUCGACCUCUGCUCACACGGAAUCAAAGUUCUAA